GGGCGACGGGGGGCCGUCAGCUGAGGGGAAGCGGCCGGUGGGGCCAGAGCCCAGUGGGGAGGGGGUCCCCUGCCCCUCUCGGCCCGGUGCGGGGGGGACCCCCUGAGCAGCCCUGCCCCGGGGCGGGUGGGGGGUGGCGGGCCCGGGCCGCCUCCGGCCCUGCCGGUGUGGGGGUGCGUGUGACACCCCCGGGCUCGGGCACCCGCACCCCCGUUCCCUGUUCGGGGCGAACCCCGCGGGGUGGCGGGGGCGGGAAGGUCGCUUGUGUCUCUCUGUGGGAUGCGAAGGAGCGUGAGGGACGCAUCGCAGGUGAUCGUACCGUAGGCCAGGGCAGAAAUGACCGUACCCCCCCCCCCCCCCCGCCCUGUUCCACCUCCAGCGCUCGGGCAGCGGGGCUUUGAUCGCAGGGGAAACCCCCACUUGUUCGGGGUCCUGUUUUCCCGGUAGAAACGGAGCAUUGGAAAGGCACUGGCUGGAGCAUCGUGGUGGGCUACGGCGAGGUCUUCUGCCGGUCUCCUGCUAAAUGUUGUGGGGUGUUAAAUUCGAUUUGGCCGAUCCUGCCAGUCUCUUAUUUGUCCCGGAACUUUUCACAACGUCUUGUCAGAAUAAGGCAUUGCUUUUUGUUAACGUUUAUUGAAUUUUAAAAGCCACACACUUGUGAGCAUAGGUGUCUCUCUGCCGUGGUUGAUUAGACUUGGCCGUCGGUUUGGUUUGGUGACGUGCUGUUUGUCCUUUCGCCCUCUCGGUUGGUCUUACUGGUUGGGCGAGGGCAGGCCUUGCUGGUAAAUCUCAUAGCUUGUGUUGGAGUGUGAGGACAAAACUCUUGAUAAUGCUCCUGCUGAAUACGUAGACGGGCUGGGGAAAGCGGCUUGGGAGCUGAAGGCUGUAACUUAGAAAUAUCGGUAGUUUAUUUCUGUUUAAACACCCAGUGUUGGGCUCGUGGCGGCAGAGAACAUCUGGUAGCGAAUGCACGGAACGGUGGACUAUAUUUGCCCACGGUGUGAAUCUGGUUUUAUCGAAGAACUUCCCGAAGAGCCGAGGAACGCUGACAAUGAGACCAGCUCCUCCACAUCAACCAGCGAUCAGAGCAGGCAUCCCUUUGAGAACGUGGAUCAGCACUUAUUCACCUUGCCGCAGGGCUACGGCCAAUUUGCCUUCGGGAUCUUUGAUGACAGCUUUGAGUUUCCUUUCGGGUCCAAUGUGCAGUCGGAAGACAACAGGGACUCCGAAAACCGGAGGGAGCGAGAACAUCAGUCUCGGCACCGAUACGGUGCCAGGCAGCCCCGAGCCCGUCUCGCCACACGCCGUGCCGCUGGCAGGCACGAGGGAGUUCCCACGCUGGAAGGAAUUAUCCAGCAGCUGGUCAAUGGAAUUAUUGCACCUACAACGAUACCUAACCUAGGACUAGGUCCUUGGGGAGUCUUGCAUUCAAAUCCAAUGGACUACGCGUGGGGUGCCAACGGCUUGGAUGCAAUUAUUACACAGUUACUAAAUCAGUUUGAAAACACUGGACCGCCGCCAGCAGACAAAGAAAAGAUCCAGGCCCUCCCCACCGUACAGAUCGCACAGGAACACGUAGAUUCUGGGUUAGAGUGUCCUGUGUGUAAAGAAGACUAUACAGUCGGUGAAAACGUCCGGCAGUUACCCUGCAAUCACCUAUUCCACAACAGCUGUAUAGUCCCUUGGCUGGAGCAGCAUGACACGUGUCCCGUGUGCCGGAAAAGCUUAAGUGGACAAAACACUGCCACAAACCCCCCAGGACUCACGGGGAUGAACUUCUCAUCAUCCUCCUCCUCCUCUUCCUCCAGCUCGCCUAGUAACGAGAACUCAUCGAACAACUCAUGAAUCUUAAUCUAACCCUCUGUCCCCGGGGCCCUCUCCAUUGUCCCUCCUCCCUCCCCAGCCAACGUAAGCAACGAAAAGGGGCUUCCAGAGCAGAGCGAGGUGGGGGGGUAGCGGGGGGAAGCAGCGCCCCCAGAAUUCCCUUUUGAGUUCUGAAGACAUGGAGACUCUGGGUCCUUCGGAGAUGAGAAGCCUCGAGUUCUGUGACGGGGGUGGGGUGGUGGUGGCGGGGGUGGGGGGGGGAAGAGCUCUGUCUAUUAAUAAAAUCAUCCAUUUGCCGCGUGGACUUUGAACCGUUGCAGUGAAAGGCUGCUGCGCUCCGCAGAGGGGAAAGCCGAGGCGCUGGGCUGGCGGUUGCCAUUCUGAAUGGAAAGGUUGUUUGUAUGGUUUUGGAAUUUGAGAUUCCUUCCUUUCUUUCUUUUUGCUCCUCCUCCUCCUCUUCCUCCCCUUGGAUUCUAUCUCUUCUGCUUUGGAGAUUGAAGUCUUUAAAAUGAUACUGCCUCCCUCCCCAGGGUCUCCAGCUGGGGAGGGCCAAUAGUUGUCACUGAAAACAUGAACUCUUGAAAAUAGACCCCGUCAUCCUUCCUUUCCCCAUCUCCAGUCCCAUUUAUUUUUUUUUCCUUUGUAACCUCACCCUUCCGAUACUCGACACUGAAAGGGUUUUUAUAAUUUUAAAUUAUUACUGCUGUUAAAAAAAAAAAAAAAAAAUAAAUGGACGUUUCAGCUCAACGAGACGUUAUGCAUGAUUUGAGGAAAACUACAGGGUACGCUCUCUGGAGGCUGCUGUGCUGAGCUGGGCCCUUUCGCCCCCGGGCAGGCUGGCCUUGUGCGAGCCCUCGGGCUUGUGCGAGCCCUCGGCCCCGCCGAGGGGGGGUUGCGAGCUCCGGGCACCCGGCUCUGACACAACCAGCACCCGUUUGCGUGUCUCCAACCUGCGGGUCCUUGAGCGGUGGCUGCAGGAUGGCGACUGAAAGCAUCCUUGCCUGGUCUUUUGUAUUUUAUUUUUUUUUACGCCCUCUCCCUGUUGCAGUCCCGCACUUCUCGCAGCCUGAGCCGACUUUUCCACCGUGUCGCCAUCAGGACGGGGCGUGCACCGGAGCAAGGGCCAGGCAAAUAUCAUUGUGAUCGAAUAACGUAACAGGAAAAACAACAUUUUGGAGAAAAAGUGUAUUUCAAAACUACUUAAAAUACAGAUGAUUAAAAAAAAAAAAAAAAAGGACAGAGAGACAAAUAUC
Messenger RNA from Chroicocephalus ridibundus (black-headed gull), 3077 nucleotides. It is a transcript of the gene RNF126, whose product is annotated as ring finger protein 126. The coding region runs from base 967 to 1845 and encodes 292 amino acids. The transcript has 9 exons. NCBI's taxonomy places the organism in Eukaryota, Metazoa, Chordata, Aves, Charadriiformes, Laridae. Gene Ontology annotation, molecular function: ubiquitin protein ligase activity. The record is from RefSeq and is a predicted model, not a curated record. Gene Ontology annotation, cellular component: cytoplasm. Gene Ontology annotation, biological process: protein ubiquitination.